This is a messenger RNA of Centruroides sculpturatus (bark scorpion), 1459 nucleotides long. RefSeq lists its product as uncharacterized. NCBI's taxonomy places the organism in Eukaryota, Metazoa, Arthropoda, Arachnida, Scorpiones, Buthidae. The record is from RefSeq and is a predicted model, not a curated record. The transcript is spliced from 4 exons. The coding region runs from base 624 to 1418 and encodes 264 amino acids.
UAAACACACCCCAAGAUCUGUUGUGUGUAAGGGAUCGUUGUCAUUCCCAGAUCCAUUGUCCUCGCACCUAUGUGUUCACCUAGGUCUAUUUGGAUAAAUCACAUUAGUUAGGCAUGAUUCUAAAACUUCUCUAAUUAGUCUCGGAAGAGGGGGGACCUAAUUCUUGCGCUCGGUGAAAAUGGGUAAGAUUGGCUAUAAUCUUAAUCUUUGCUAUCGUUACUUUCUGUCCGAGCAACGCCAGACUCAUCUAGUAUUUUAAUAAACUAAACUGUUAUUUUGAGUCUUGCUUCUCAAAUAUACAAAAAAGUUUUCUUUUAUAAACAUUUCUUGUGUUUAAACAAUUGCUUUAUGCAUUUAAAAUCUUUACAUUAAAACGAGAGAUGUUCUGGUGACAUAUUUUGUUUUUAUGUUAUCUAGUUGUAGAUAAAUGUGUUAACGAUUUUAAAUUUUGUGAUUUGAAUAUUAUGUCGGAACACUUUCUUAUUUUUGAAUUGUGAACUUCUAUAAGUUGUUAAUUCUUUUUUUUGUUAUUUAUUUUUAAAUUAUUAGGGAGACCUGUCUCUCAACCGUAUCAUCCAGAUUAUGUGCCGUUUUUAUUUUCUUCUUCGCCCAAAAGCAAAAGAAUGAGCCAAAAGCAUUUUAACGAGUUUAAGGACUACGUAAAAAGGCACAUUCCAUCUAAUGAAAAACGGAAAGCUUUAAGGGAAAUUACGCUUAAUGCAGUUAAUUAUGCUGACCUCUCCAGAUCUCUUCGUAGUAGGAAAGGAUCCGAAAUUGUGAUUAAAAAAGAACCAGACUGUGAUAAUUACAUCACUUCUGGCAAUGGAAUUGAAUGCAAAACACGCGACGAUAAACCAGAGAUCGUGUAUUGCGGUACUUUUAAAACUGAAGAUGUACGGCAUAAUUUUGUAACAGUGGAGGUUGAACAGCGUAAUUUGGACUUAGUAGAGGACGAUGAAUAUAAUUUUGUCACGGUAGAAGAAGAACAACAUAAGUUAAGUAUAGAAGAUGAACGAUAUAAUUUUGUUGAAGUAGAAGAUGACGUUCGUGAAAUGGGAAUAGUCGACAAUAUAUGCAAUUCAUUUAGUGUUGCAAAUGAAGAUGAUAAAAUAAUCAGAGUAGAUGACAACAACAGAAUUGAACAUGAAAAAUAUAGCUUGGUGCGAAAUAAGAAAGAUAUUUCUGGGUGUGGCAUUCAAAGCUAUAAUUCAAAUUGCUGCCAUCAAGAUGAUUUUAAAAAAUACCGUGUUCCCAGUUCUCUCAUUCGUCCGGAAUUUGAUUGUUUCAAAAAUACAGUAGGUAGAAAAUCUAAGAAUAAAGACAAAGAAAAUAUAAGAUGUAUAAAAGAAAAGAAUAUUGAUACGGAUUUUGGAGAAGGCUCUUCCAAACAGGAUUUUAUGAUGAGAUUGAAUAUUUAAAAUGAGGAAACAAAAGCGUGUGAUUCGUAAGAUAAGAUUUG